This is a messenger RNA of Sitodiplosis mosellana (orange wheat blossom midge), 787 nucleotides long. RefSeq lists its product as uncharacterized. The transcript has 2 exons. NCBI's taxonomy places the organism in Eukaryota, Metazoa, Arthropoda, Insecta, Diptera, Cecidomyiidae. The record is from RefSeq and is a predicted model, not a curated record. The coding region runs from base 128 to 661 and encodes 177 amino acids.
AAAACCGUACUAUGUGGCGUUUCGAACGGUAUAAGAAUUUGUGUGCAAUAUGCAAUAUCAGCAGUAUAUUUGUGAGCACUCUUGAAUUUCAACCGAAGGAAAUUAUUGAAUUUGAAAAUUGUUAAAAAUGCAGUUGAAUUCGAUUCUGUUGCUGAUUUUGUUAUCGUUAGUGUGUUUGGUUCUUCCUGCUCAAACUGAUGACAAGGAGACAGCCAGACGGGGAGAAGAGUCUUUCGAAGAUGAAAUUCUGUCAAAAACUGAUGAGCGGAUCGAAUUUGGGUCGAUCAUGAACGACAUUUCGCAGAAAAAAGAAGAAAAACCCACAACCCAAGGUAAAUGCGGAGCUCGUCUGAAAGUUCCAAAAAUGCUACAGCUUGGCAUACCAUCGAUUGGCGGAGAGCCAGCGCAUGCAGAUAUUGAUCCUCAAUUGUUUGCAAAUGUUCUAUUCAAUGUGAUGGGACUUUUGGAGCUGAAAGUAAAGGAAGCGAUUAAUAUCAGCGAUAUGGGAGUGUGUCUACAGAUCAAACCAAUCGAUAUAUUUUUGAUUCAACACCCAUACACUAAUUACGGAGAAAUAAUAAGCAAAAAUGUGGGAUUGGAUGCUCUAAACAAGAUGAAACAACUCAAAGCUGAGGUUAAAUUGAAAAUUCGAGGCGUUUAGAAUCGAAUUAAUAAUGCUAUUUAAAUUUAUUAGCUCGUUGUGUUGCUCUUGUCGCACAAAAUGGAAACAAAUAUGUUUCAAAUAUGUUUUUUUCUUUCCAAAUAAACCUAUUUUCUCCAAACACAA